CUCCCCAAAGAAUGUAGAAUAGCCAAUUUACUUGAUUCUACGGAUACUAAAUGCUCAGCUGGUUACUACAGGCCAUUCCGAGUACACCGGAUAGCACAUACAACACAGAGUCAACCUCCCAACAACCAACUCGAAAUUGCGAGAACCCGAUCUGCAGCUCCAUAUCUUUUCCCAUUAAACGCCCGUCCGCGGCUCUGCACAUUGGUCCGGACUCGCUCGUUUAUCCCGUUUGGGUAUUCAAUUCGCGCCACAGUCCAGAAUCCACUCUACUCCGGGAUCAUCGUUGCUUGUGCGCUAUGCUAUGCUCGGGGUCUGUAUGACAUCCGGCGGCCUUUCAUAUGACCGGGUAUGGUUAUCCUAGGUGAUUGUCCGGGGUAUUCUGAGUAUCGCGUGUUGCUCACAUGAUAGCACGUGAUGAUCUGGGGAAGUUUCUGAAAUGGGGAUCGGGGGCCGGAGGUCCGGAGGAGUCGAUUAUCCGCGACUAGCGAGGUCGUAUACGGAGAGAUCCAGUUUUAACGAGAGAAGUGUAUUGCCUAUUAACGCGUAUACCCACACGCAGCUGAUUGAGUGCUUGAGUGCUUGUCUAUCUAAAUGUGCGC
Messenger RNA from Aspergillus glaucus CBS 516.65, 599 nucleotides. RefSeq lists its product as uncharacterized. The transcript has a single exon. The coding region runs from base 51 to 320 and encodes 89 amino acids. NCBI's taxonomy places the organism in Eukaryota, Fungi, Ascomycota, Eurotiomycetes, Eurotiales, Aspergillaceae. The record is from RefSeq and is a predicted model, not a curated record.